Messenger RNA from Anoplopoma fimbria (sablefish), 565 nucleotides. RefSeq names its product ladderlectin-like. The record is from RefSeq and is a predicted model, not a curated record. Bases 1 to 489 code for a protein of 162 amino acids. Lineage: Eukaryota; Metazoa; Chordata; Actinopteri; Perciformes; Anoplopomatidae. Gene Ontology annotation, molecular function: signaling receptor activity. The transcript is spliced from 6 exons.
AUGAAGAUUCUACUGAUCCUCGCUGUAAUCCUCUGUGUUGCUUCGUCCAUCAGAGCUGCAACAGGUUCGGAUGCCGAUGUUGCUGCUGUUCCUGAAGCACGUUUUAGUUUCUGCCUUGAUGGUUGGCUUAGUUUCCAUGGUAACUGCUACUACUUAGGCAACCACGUUGAUACCUGGAAAGACGCAGAGAGGUUCUGUGCGAGCUACGAUGGCAGUCUGGCCUCAGUCCACAACAUCUGGGAGUAUAAUUUCCUCCAGCGAAUGGUCAAGACUGGGGGUCACACUCUAGCCUGGAUUGGAGGAUACUACUUUGAGGAUGACUGGAGAUGGGAAGAUGGCUCAGUGUUUAACUAUCACAACUGGGAAACAGGGAGCUCCACUAACAUUUACCAGUGCCUCCAGCUCAACUCUCAGGAGUCCAAGGGCUGGUCCAAUCAUGGCUGCAGCAUGCGCUUCCCAUUCGUCUGUCAGGUGAAACCAAACUGCUAGUUUUCACAGUGUCUGCAGCGCCACCACUGACUGCUACAAAAGGUUCCCUAAUGCUGCUGCUUGUUCUUUAUAACCC